CGCACUACAAUAGCCCCAGUGUACGGUGUGCCGGCUUCAUAGACUUCUGUUGUGUUCUGCGGAAGGACUUGCGUUGCUUUUUUUUCCCCCAUCUGGCUUUGUUAAAUUUUUUUGCGAAAAUGUCCGGUCAGAGUCCAGAGGGUGAACGGAACAGUCUCACACCUCGUUCGCGGUCGCGCUCAAGGUCACGUCUAGAGUCACCAGCCGCUUCCCCUGCUCAUCGCCGCACAGCCACUUCGCAGUCAAGGUCUCCCCAGCCUCGCAGACGCUCAUUUUCCAGGUCGCGAUCCCGAACUCCACGCAGGCAUCGCUCCCGGAGUGGCUCACCUCGAAAUGGUCAUGAUGGAAGCAGUCGCCGCUCCCGACGCAGCCGGUCGGUCCACUCAAGCUCCCCGAUGUCGAACCGGAGGCGGCAUAUUGGCACCAGAGACAAUCCCGAGCCAUCUAAGUGCCUGGGGGUGUUCGGCCUGAGUGUGCAUACCACGGAAAGACAGCUGUACACCAUUUUUGACAAGUUUGGCCCUCUGGAGAAAGUACAAGUAGUCCUGGAUUCGAAAACGGGCAAGUCAAGAGGCUUUGCGUUUGUGUACUUUGAGUCACUUAAGGAUGCCUCAGAAGCCAAAAAUGAGUGUUCUGGGAUGGAGAUUGACGGCCGGAGGAUUAGAGUUGAUUAUUCCAUUACCAAGCGGCCACACACUCCAACUCCAGGAAUAUACAUGGGUAGACCCACAUCUCGCGGUGGCUACGACCGGGGCUACGGCCGAGGAGGCCACCGCGGAGACAGGUACCGUUCCCCGUCACCCCGUUACCGGCCUCGCUCCAGCGGUGGUCGCCGCGACUAUUACGAUCGUGGGUAUGACCGCGGGGACAGGAGCUACGACAGAGGCUAUGACCGCUACGACAGGCCUCAAUACCAUGACCGCUAUGAUAGGUAUGACCGUGCUUAUGACAAGUACGAUCGCUACGAUAGGUCCAGAUCUCGCUCCUAUUCUCCACGAAGAUACAAGUAUUGAUGAUUGUACACCAGACAAAACUGCAAGAUUACUACAGAAAGGUUGUAGAUGCUCCAUACUUGACGGUGCUGUGCAGACGGCUGGCUCCAGAGAACGUUUCGACCGUUAUACAGUUACAAAUUCUCAGUCUCAUUUGUCAUGCUAGUUAUCAAAAUAUUUUAAGAUAAGCUGUAGAUAACAAGGUCUAAGAAAGAAAAACACAUAGGUAAUGUACUCUCCUCCACCCAUAUCCCCUUCCCUUCUUCCCGAGUCAAGCACGUGUGUUGAAAUUUUUAUCAAUCAGUUGUUUGUAUGUGAUUCAUUUGUAGCAUGGCUGAUGUUGUGUGUCAAAAAAGUGGUGAGGAUUCAGGAAUUUCUGUGCUAAUUGUGUGCAGAUUGACUUGGAAAUGUAAAAAAUAUAUAUUAAUGUAUGUGAAAGACAUUGAAGUGUUUGAUACAUGGCAGCAUCUGUGGAGUAUGGGUGUGUAAUGACCUUGUGGUUCAAUGCAACUUUGACAGAUAUCCUAAAUUGUUUUAUCACUUCCCUUACAAAGAAAAUUAGUGAUAAGAAAUAUGCAGCUGAAUCUCCAACAAGUUGCAUUUGUGAGAAGUCUCGGUGUGUAGCUUCAAAUUAUUGAUAUUUUACUUGCUGUCACUCAAACACCUUCUCAUC
Molecule: messenger RNA, 1665 nt
Organism: Penaeus monodon (black tiger shrimp)
Lineage: Eukaryota; Metazoa; Arthropoda; Malacostraca; Decapoda; Penaeidae
Product: transformer-2 protein homolog alpha-like
Biological process (GO): positive regulation of mRNA splicing, via spliceosome
Cellular component (GO): spliceosomal complex
Molecular function (GO): RNA binding
Source: RefSeq, a predicted model, not a curated record